Molecule: messenger RNA, 937 nt
Organism: Jaminaea rosea
Lineage: Eukaryota; Fungi; Basidiomycota; Exobasidiomycetes; Microstromatales
Exons: 1
Coding region: 413-889 (158 amino acids)
Source: RefSeq, a predicted model, not a curated record
AAAGUGUCGAGAGAGAUGAGGGCACGCGGACGUCCUCCUCAUCACAACAUCAUGCUACACCUCGCUACUCACCUGAACGGAUGCCGUCGGAGAUCUUCUCGGUAGUCGAGGCGGCUGCGGUGCGUUUGACGAGAUUGAGAGGUGAGCUGGGUACGGCGUGGAGGCGCUGUACGGUCGUUGCGCCAACUCACACUGGCCGUGUCCCGACUUCUGGAGGACCGAGUCGACUCCCUUGUCGAGAGCGUCUUGCUGGGGGGCACCGCCCUGCUGAGGUUGUUGCUGUGCGAGUGCAAGGGAGGGAGGUGUGAGCUCGACGACGCUUGUGCUGGAGAUGACGCGAAGGCCGCGGCUGGGGACACUCACGUCUGCCAUUGUGAUAGUCUGAGUUUGGUAGCGAAGUUGAUUGGUUGUGAUGGUUGAGGAAAGAAGGUGUGACUGGCCGCUUCUUGCUCUGCUAUAUACGUCCUCUUCGCUCACCUCGUCGCUCGCUCACCACACAUCUUCCAUGGUCUACUGCCGCUCCACGCCCUCGUGCCCAUUCGUACACGAGGAAGAGCUCUGUUUUCCCUCUCCUCUGCCGCCCGCAACGACGCUAUCUCGGUGGGCGAGGUCGGUGGGCGAGCUCGGGCCACAUUCUCUUGCGUCACUCGGCGCAAUAACAGGCCUCCACCCACGCACCAAACGCACCGCCCCGCCGGUCGAUGUGCAUCGCGAUCCUCGUCGCUCCCCCCGAAAUGCCUCUCUGCCAGUCGUCGAGUUUCGGGUCAAAAGGCGCAGCAAAACCGGCGGUCUCGCUGCGAUGAGCGGUGCGAUGAGUAGGGAGGGAUCGAUAAGGGGGCGGCGACGUAUUAACAUAUUGCUACAAGAGCCGGACGCAGGAGAACGAUGACAACAUAGACGAGACGGGGUGCGGCUGCGGGUCCAGAACGAGAGAGUA